AUGGCACAGCGCAGCCCUGGGCAGGAACACACAUCCCCCGCCAAUGGAAGCGCACACAAGCGAGCUUCCACGAUUCGGGUGCCUGCCCAGUCCUCGCACGCCGAGCAUGAAGACGGUCGCGCAGCAGGCGGAUUCGACAUAGAGGACAAGAAUCAGCAUGGCGAUAGAGGUUUUGCUGCGCGUGGUGAUGGCAGGGAUGUCGAAGACGGCACAGAGGUCGAGAUAGACGACCAGGAUGUAAUGCGGGAGAAGAGGGAGAUGGUCAUGAUGCCACCGGCGAUGCAGCAGCUCGCGGCGUAG
Messenger RNA from Colletotrichum spaethianum, 300 nucleotides. RefSeq lists its product as uncharacterized. NCBI's taxonomy places the organism in Eukaryota, Fungi, Ascomycota, Sordariomycetes, Glomerellales, Glomerellaceae. Bases 1 to 300 code for a protein of 99 amino acids. The record is from RefSeq and is a predicted model, not a curated record. The transcript is spliced from 2 exons.